Durusdinium trenchii is the source of this 687-nucleotide messenger RNA. The record is from the annotation of a GenBank genome assembly. Lineage: Eukaryota; Dinophyceae; Suessiales; Symbiodiniaceae.
AUGGACAACCAUCAAAGGAAGAACCUGGCUUUCAAUCUGAACAUCGCGAAGAGUAAGGAGUCGGUGCCAGCAGCCAGAGUCAAACUGGUAGACGAAGGCGAGGUGACGAUGAUCGGCUGUUCCGCAGGACCAAGAUCGCCAAAAACGAUCAAUGUUUUCAUUGAUGGGAAAAUGAGCAAGCUGGACAUGAAUGGGACAUGGGGAAUGCGCUCUUGGAACGCUCUGCAUGGUGCUCAUGCUGUGCGUAUGGCACCUGUGGUGCUUUUUCUGGAAGUGAAGGCAGCAGAACAAGCUGCAAGGGCAGAAAGGGAGGCUGGACGUCUCAAAAGGAUGAACGUUCUGCCCGCUGCUAGGUAUGUCAGCCGGCCUUUGCUGGAAGAAGAGUUGCUGCCGCGCUUGUUGCCCACCGCCCGCGGCGUGGUCCGGGUCUUCAGCGCAGAGCUGGCCGAACGGGAAGGUGCAUCCCCACUGAAAGGCUUGAAGCCUCCAAGGCCCAAGACGCUGGAUGAUCUCUUUUCGGACGAGCCCGACUUCCGGAAGCCCUCCUACUACGCCAGCGGCAUCGACGAAGAGGGUCACGACGAUCCAUUCCUCCGGUACGAGCUUACCUCUGUGCUGCUCCUUUGUGAAUCAUCAGGCUUCAUCUUGGCGUUCCAUUGCUUGCAGGCAAAGGAUCCUUGCUCGUGA